Messenger RNA from Auanema sp. JU1783, 1326 nucleotides. Lineage: Eukaryota; Metazoa; Nematoda; Chromadorea; Rhabditida; Rhabditidae. The record is from the annotation of a GenBank genome assembly.
AUGAAAAGAUUCAUUCCUAGUCCGGAUUGCCCUCAACUAACAAAAUCUGCCGAAAUAGCCUAUGAUAGUAUCCGGGGAAGAUUUAUAAGAGCAACUGAGCAUAUACCUUGCGGACAAAUCGUUUGCAUUGAAAAAGGUGUCGUAGUAAACAUCAAUUCUGGGUGUUGUAAACUUUGCCUCAAAGAGGGUACAAAUCUAUGUGUAGACUGUUACGACAAAUAUGUAGAGGAGUAUGCUGAUUAUGAAGAACCAUUUGAGGAUGUCUUACCGCAAUUGGGCUUAUAUAAGCUUGUGCUACGAACACUCCUGACUUACAGCCCACUUGAGAUCGAAAAGGAGAUAGAAGAGUAUAAUGACAGCAUGAGAGAAUACCGAAAAGCUCCUAAGCUUCAAACCUCUGAUUUUCGCUCUGUAAUGAGUCUAAUUGAAGGCCCAUAUGAUGGGUUUGAAGUAGUUGCUGAAAUCACCGAUAGAGUGAGUGAGCAUCUCUCUCAGACUCAUCCAGUCUGGUCCAAAGUUGGAAAGUCAGUUUACAAGAAAGCUGCUAUUGCUUUAUGCAAGAGGUUUACUGUGAAUGCUCACACCGUAUUUUCACUUCAGAAUUCGUUAGCUGGAGGUUCCGAAAACCUCCCAAGUGGUUCAGGUAUUUUCCCUAUUUCAGCUAUCUUCAAUCAUUCGUGUAAGCCUAACGUUCAUAGUUACUUCGUCAAUGACACAUUCAUUUUUGUCAGCCUGGGAGUUAGUAAGGGAGAGGAGUUACUCGAUAGUUACGGUGUCAGUCGGUUUUAUUCUCCCAUGGAAGAAAGAAAGGAUUUUCUAUCAUUCAACUGCAAGUGUGUUUGUUGUAAAACACCAGAUGUGGACGCGGAAUCUUUUGUAGAACCAGCUCCUGUUAUCAGAUAUAUCAACUCCUAUAACGAGUAUAGAAUCUGUAGAAGACAGAAAAUUUUAAAAGAAGGCAGUGUAGAAUGGGAUAAGAAACAAGAAGAACUUCUACACAGAGUCUUGAAUAAGGGGGAAAAAGUUAUUCUUUUAUUUGAUAUUUUGAAAGGUAUGGAAGUCAGAAAAAUGUUUUUACAUCCAGAUCAAACUGUUAUUCUACUGCGACUGGUGUGUGUUUACGGAUUAGAAAACCCUAAGGAGGCUGAGAAGACUCUUCUCAGAGCAGUGAUAAGGAUUAAAUUGUUUCAACCCAAGCAUCCAUGUAGCAAACUCGCGGAACAGCUUCUUUCAGCUUAUGGAAUGAACAAACAAGGUCGUAUCCCAGAACUAUUUCGGAGAUUCCGUAAAGAUGUUGAAAGUAUUUCACCGGGUUUUGUACUUUGA